Messenger RNA from Alosa alosa (allis shad), 11091 nucleotides. Its product is annotated as protein capicua homolog. Gene Ontology annotation, cellular component: nucleus. Gene Ontology annotation, molecular function: RNA polymerase II transcription regulatory region sequence-specific DNA binding; DNA-binding transcription factor activity, RNA polymerase II-specific. Lineage: Eukaryota; Metazoa; Chordata; Actinopteri; Clupeiformes; Clupeidae. Gene Ontology annotation, biological process: regulation of transcription by RNA polymerase II. The record is from RefSeq and is a predicted model, not a curated record.
GACUGUAGUGUAGGACAGAAGCUGUCGUACUUUUCCUCGUUUGGGAGGCUUUAGCGGAAGAAAAAUAUUUGCAAACCCAGAUGCUGACAACUGUGAACAACCGGCAAUUUAAUUGUUUUAAUUUUGGAGGAAUAUCUUUGUAGCGCAACUGAUAAAUAUUUCUGGGCCUUGGAACAGCAGGACUGAGCCGAGAUAGAGAAAAAAAGGAAAAACAGAGGCCAAACAAGAAGAGAACGUACAAGAAGAGAGAGAGAGAGAGAGAGAGAGAGAGAGAGCGAAAGAGGAAGAAGAAAGAAGAAGGCGGGAUGAGAAACGGAGAGGCAGGCACAGAGGGAAGAUAGAAGAGGAAGCAGGGAGGUGCCCGAGCAGCCCAACAGCAGAAACGACGACAGCCGAAGGGACAGGCCAUGAAGCCACUGAAGAAAGGGGGCAGACCCUCGCCCCCGUCCACCCGCGCCAAGGCGAGUAGGAGACGGGGUCAGCCCGACAGCAGUCCCGAGCAGGACCAGUCCAAAGCCUCCCCCCCCUCCCCGAAAAGACACACGACGCCCCCCUCGUCCCACUCGGAGUCGUCCCAUGAGGAGGCCCCCCGGAUCACGGUGACCCCGGACCGGGAUGAGAGCCUCUCCCGUGAGGGCGAUUCUACGAAGGCGGUAGUGACAGUGGCGGAGGAGCGCCCGAGCAGCUGCCGGUCAUCGGACAGCAACAGCAGCGCGGCCAGCUCCAACAGCAGCCCCAACCCGUCGGCCAGCCGCAAGACGGCCACCUUCAAGGCACGUGUGCCCAAGAAAAAGUAUACAUCGGAGCACUGCUCCUCGUCCGCCGGCAUCACCACGGCCGCCACCGGAAACCAUGGCAACGCCAGCACGCCUCCGCUCAGUAGCAACGGUGACAGCAGCAGCGGCAGUGGUGCACACAAUGGUACCGUUGCCACGGCCAUCGCCACGGCAGCUCAGCCUCAGGUCAGCACUGCCAACGGCCAGCAGACACCAUCCAGCACACAGACGCCCCCCAGCCAGCCGUCAGCCGGCAACGACCCCCACAACCACAGCCAGAGCGGGGCAGCCCCUGUCAGCGCCGGCCAGUACGGGGACAGAGACACGGGGGAGAGGCCUCCAGUGGCCAGCCCCCCACGCUGCUCCUCCACAGACACUGCCAGCGAGCACUCGGCCGACCUGGAAGUGACCGCCGCUGCGCGCAUGCCGGCACCCUCAGAGCCCCAGCCCAGCACAGACGAUCGCCCCCACCAGCAGCAGCAACAGCAGCACCCCCCAGCGCCACCCCCAGCACACUGUAACUCCAAUCCCAUGCAGGACAGCCUGGCCGGAGGUCUGGCCGAGGCCCUGGCCAAGGGGCUGAAGAACCAGCGCGUGCUGGCGCGGCAGGGCUCCGGGGUGUUCCGGGCGGGCGUGGUGCGGCACGUGAGCGGGGAGCAGGGCAGCGUGGAAGUCCAGCUUAACGGGGAGAAGGGCAUCAGCUACUACCCCUUCCAGCCCAGCGGAGGCGCCGUGGACCUCGUGCUGGACUCCCCGCCCCCGGGAGCCGCGCAGGUGGCCAUCGGGACCCACGUGUGCGUGCCUUUUGGUGGCGGCCACGAGGCCAGCGAAGGGGCCCAGCAGCUGUACCGCGAGGGCCUGGUGACGCAGGUGGACCCCCACCCAGCCGUGUCCUUCCCCUACCGCGUGCUUCUGAGGGACGAGCCUGGAGCCGCCGCCACCGCCGCCACUGCCGCCGGUCACGACAGAAGUCCACAGGAGGAGGGCGGGGGAGCCUCCCCGAGCCCCGUGCAGGCCGUGUGGGUGUCCCGCCAGAGCCUGCGCCUCCUGGUGCCCCCCUGGGACCUGGACCCGGGCAGCCGCGCCUGGGAGGACCGCGAGGACAUGGAAGUGGAUGCUUGACUCUCGCAGCCUUAUCACUGGCCAGCUCUACACCAGGCUGCGCCCACCAGCGUCAUCCGCCAUCCCGGUCUCACUCCUCGGGUUCAGCUUCGGCCCCGACCAUCCAUGGUGACGGGGGGCUUGAUGAUGACGUCGGUGCUCAACAUGGCAGGCGGCUGGGAGCGCGAGCGGGAGCAAGAGAUGGAGAGAGAGAGGGAGCGGCAGAGGGAACGAGAGAGGGAGAGGGAAAGAGAGAGGGAGCGAGAGAGGGAGAGGGACAGAGAGCAGGAGAGACUCCAGCAGCAGCACCACCAGCAGCAACAGACCCCCGAGGAGGACAUGGAGGUGACCAUCUUCAACUCGACCCCGAUGAGAGAGGCCACUAUUGGGGCCGUGCCUGGAGGAAAGCCCCUCGGGGUCCCCCAGCACCGGCACAUCCUCUCCAAGCCUCCCUACCUAUCCGUGGUGCGUAACAUUGGACCCCCCCUGGGCCCUCACCUGGCUCUGAACCCGCACGGACCCCAAUCGUCAGUCCUGCUGGGCUUGGACGCAGGCACCCCGGUCAUCUCCUCUGCACCUCAGCUGCCCCCGCUUCCGCCUUCCUCGCGGGGAGUCCUGGACAAGCCUCCCUCCGCCAACUCCCACGGAUCCUCGGGGGGCUCUGGUUCGGGUGGCGGCUCGGGGUCAGGAUCAGGCCCGCGGUCCCGGACUCCUCUGACGGCGGCUCAGCAGAAGUACAAGAAGGGCGACGUGGUGUGCACCCCGAGCAUACGCAAGAAGUUCAACGGCAAGCAGUGGCGCAGGUUGUGCUCGCGCGAGGGCUGCUCAAAAGAGUCACAGCGCAGGGGCUACUGCUCCCGCCACCUGUCCAUGCGCACCAAGGAGAUGGAGGCUGGAGGCGGCGGGGGGCCGGGCCUGGGCCGCGACCGGAGUGGAGCCAGCAGCACGGGCACGCUCACGCCCUCCGACCUGAGGCUGGGCAGCGGGCGCACCAGCAGCGAGUUCGACUGGGACGAGACGUCCAGAGACAGCAGCGAGGCCAGUAGCCGUGGGGGCGACUCUCGUCCGCGCCUCGUGCUCCCCCUUCCCCCCCGACCUCCUCAAGGACCUCACCCGCUGACCUGUCACGCCGACCGACGACAGUCGCCGGCGGCCAACAUGCUGGUGUCUUCGGGAGCUUCAGCACCAGGACGCCCUCGUUUCUCAGCCGCUUCCAACCAGUCGCCCUUCUCGCCGGCCCCAUCCCCCUCGCCCUCACCCCUCUUCGGCUUCCGGCCCGCCAACUUUAGCCCCAUCACGCCCCCUCCCCCUCCCCAAGGCCAAGCCUUUCACCUGACACCAACUGUUGGCACGCUGGCGGGACGUGGAGGCCACCUGUCCGGCGUGGUGCCCACCUUCCAGACCAACCUCACCUUCACUGUGCCCAUGAGCCCCAGCAAGCGCAAGCCCGACAUCCAGCCCCCGACGCUCCCCCUGGCCCCCUCUGCCCCGCACGACUACGGCAAGCCGGAGGUCCAGCAGGCCCCUCUGGUGGUGGGCGACCCAACGCUCGGGCUUCAGGGCUUCAGGGUCCUGUCCCCCCAGAGCCAGCCCCCUCACCUCAGAUCCUUCUCCGCCUCAGGUGAGUGCCGCCCCAGAUCCUGCCCUGGCCUCACCCACGGGCCCAUGCUGGUGUCCCCCACGCCGCCCUCCCCCUUACCCCAGGAGCCCAGCCCUCGCCGGGGCAUGCCGCUCCGCGACUCCCCCGUCAUCGUGCGCAACCCGGACGUCCCGCUGGCCAAGUUCAGCGAGGGCCCUCUGAGUGGCCGGAGAGGCAGAAGUCGCCCGCGAGACAACGGUGGCCAGCCCCCGCACCUCACCGGCACGCUGCAGGCCCCCGUGCCCAUCAACGGCGCCAGCGCCACCAACGGAGCCGUGCUCCUGCGCAACCCCACCUCCACCCUCGUGCUGGUCACCUCCACCCAGUCGCUGACCACCACCUCCAGCACCCGCUCGGUCCACGUGGGCUCGGUCGCUGUUUCCGGCGCUGGAGCCGGUCCAGCAGUGGCCAGCGGCGGCAUGGGAGAGGGCAGGGAGAGAGAGAGGAACCCCGGGGGGCAUGGAGACACCCAUGGAGGGGUGCUGCCCCAGCCGGUGGCCUGCCACCCAACUCCCACUGCCCUGCUGCCCCUCAUCGUGCCCGCAGAGUCCCCACAACCUGCCCCACGCAAGGACAUCAUCAUGGGACGUCCCGGUACAGUUUGGACCAAUGUGGAACCACGCUCAGUCCCAGUCUUUCCUUGGCAUUCAUUGGUUCCCUUUCUGGAGCCCAGCCAAUCAAAUUCGUCUGGAGCCCAGCCCGCUGAUGGCCAGCCACUGGUGAAUCAGAGCAAAGAGCCCCGAUGUGGAGUAGCUCUUGUGAGUGAUGGCCGCAGUGGCCAGUCAAGCACAGAGAGAGGCUCACCGUCGCGCCCUCCCCCUUCUGCUGAGGACCCUCCCCCGGAGCGCGAGGCAGGAGACAGCGAGACAGAGAGCGAUGCAGAUGACCUGUUUCUACCAGGUGUGUCCCAGGACCCAGCCCCUUCCACAGUCCCAGCCAAGAGGCGCACACAGUCCCUCAGUGCCCUCCCCAGGGAUGGAGAUAAGAAGAGGGAAAAAGACCACAUCCGACGGCCCAUGAAUGCCUUCAUGAUCUUCAGCAAGCGCCACCGGGCACUGGUGCACCAGAGGCACCCCAACCAGGACAACCGCACAGUCAGCAAGAUCCUGGGAGAGUGGUGGUAUGCGCUGGGGCCCAAGGAGAAGCAGAAGUACCACGACCUCGCUUUCCAGGUGAAGGAAGCCCACUUCAGAGCACACCCAGACUGGAAGUGGUGUAAUAAAGACCGGCGGAAGUCUCUUUCUGAGGGCCGUGGGACCCCUGGGGCCAAAGACCCUCGGGAGCGCAGCGCCUCUGAGAGCACAGAGGCCCAGGCUCAAGGAGGGGAUCAGAAGGGACCAGUGUCCAGCUGGCCCCCUGGAUCGGAGCGGCGCUUGGGGCCUCUGGGAGGACAGCACCCUCGGCCCCGCGCUUUCUCCCAGAGUGCCGUGCACAGCCUGGAGAGGAGGGAGCAAGAGAGAGACCUAGAGAAGAUGUGUCAGGAAGGAGGAAGCGGGUUUCGCCCGCGGCCGUCCGCCUCGUCUGGACUGCAGCGGGGGGCCAGUGAGGACGUGACCAGCGACGAGGAGCGCAUGGUCAUCUGUGAGGAGGGUGACGAUGACGUCAUAGAUGACUCCUUCCCCGAGGGCUCUAUAGACCUGAAGUGCAAGGAGAGGGUGACAGACAGUGAUGAGGAGAACGCGUCUGCAGAUGAGGCCGAUGGCAAGCGAGCUUUCCAGCCGGUUGUCCGUCCGUCGCGUUCCUACUCCCCUGGCAGUGACCCAUCCAAGGGUGCGGGCAGCCGAGGCCGAGGCAACGGCCAUAGCCAAGAGAGGAUGAUCAACAUGGCGGGAGGACUGGACGUCAGCGGUCGACCCAAGGAGGUGAAAGAAGAGGAGGGUGGAGAAGGACUAGGUGGAGGAGGAGGGGUGUCCCAGCCUUCUGCUCACUCCCUCUCGUCCUCCGGCCCGACUCACCACCCCGGGAACGGCGUGACCCAGGUGCUGGGGCCGGUGCGGAUGGCGUCCACCGUGGUGACCAGCGUGGUGCGUCCUGUGGCCAGCACCCCGGUGCCCAUCGCCAGCAAGCCGUGCAACGACGGCGGCCUGCCCGGCGACAUGAAGACCAAGUUGCUGAUCGCCGCCGGAGGAGGAGGAGGAGGAGGAGGAGGAGCAGGAGGCGGCGGAGGAGGUGUCACCAUAGCCACUGGGGGUGGGUACUUCCCCUCAUCCUCUCCCAUACCGCAGGGUGGCGGUGGCGGUGUGGUCACCAGCUUGUUGCUGGGAGGGGCCUUCCCCAGCCAGCCCACUGUCCAGCUCCUCACCCAACCCCAGACCCUCCCCUGCCCGCCCGUCGGUAGCCCCCCUACCCACGGCAACGGCGGCACCCUCCCCCUUUUCCUCCCCGCCUCCUCGAUCACCCCCCCCGGCGGCAGGGUGGGCAAGCCGGUCACUCAGGUGCAGUACAUCCUGCCCACCCUGCCCACCAACCCCAAGAGCCCCUCCCCGCAGCAGCACGGCAGCGUCCUCACGUUGCCCACAGCCCCGCCCACCCACAUGUCCUUGGCCAAUGGUGUGCAUUCGGGGGCAGGACCAGGGAUAAGAUAUGCCUCAGUUCCUGCAAUGGGCGGGCUCAGCCCAGGAGGAGGAGGAGUUCAAGCACAGUCCCCAGUAUUGCAAAGCAAGAUGCUGGUUCCCAUGGCGACAGUGAGAACGGGCUCCACGCCUCCGCAGCCCAUCUCUCUGGUCGCCCCACAACUUCCUGUUCAAAAUGGUGCUCAACCAGGAAGUAAGAUCAUUCAGAUUGCUCCCAUGCCUGUGGUCCAGACCAACGUUCACCACUCAGCAGCAGUGCACCCUGGGAAUUCCUUCCCUGUCUCCAUGGGAACAGCGACUGUUAUGGCUACGGGCUCCGCUCCCCCACAGACUGUUCUGCUUACUCCUCCUCCCACAAGGAUCACUUAUGUGCAGUCCACCACAGGCGUGGUUGCCCCAAUGCCACUGGUCUCUACAGCGACGGUCUCCACUCCGCAGCAGCUCCCGCCUCCCUCAGGUCCAGCGUUCCUGCCAUCGUCCCUGGCAACCCUGGGGUUCACUGCCAUAGCCCCCGCUGGCCAAGCCCUGGUCCAGCCAAUCGCAGCAGGACAACCACCCCUCUUGGCCCCGGCUCCUCCCCCCAACUGUCCGUCACAGCCUGCCGUGGCCAAUGGAGCGCCACGUCAAGUGCUCACGGCCAUCUACCCCGCACCCAGCGUCACCCUAGCGACAGGGAUGGUUUCUGUGGCAACAGUACCCCCGAACAUGACCCUCGCCCCUUCCUCCUCCAGUCCAGACUCCCCCUCCUCCGGAUUGCAGACGGGGAUAGCCGCACCUGCACCGGUGUCCCAGCUGUCGGACCCCAUGAAGGCGCAGCCUCACACCGGCGGACAGGUGGGCUCAUCGCCCGUUGCCAUGGAGAUAGAGAGGCAGAGCGUCCUGGAGAAGCACGCAGACGGAGAAGCACAGGUGGAAACCCCAGGACACACCACCACAACAGCACAAACAGGCAGCACAGCCCUGCAUCCCACCACCACAGGUCGCCAUGGCAGCAUGGCUCAGGAUGCAGCCAAUCAGAGCGAGACAGAAAGAGAGCGGAAGAUGGAGGAAGGCGGAGUCUCAUGGCGAGACCAAGUGGCUGAAGGACAGGGGUCCGAGAGGGCCCCCAAGGGCCACAGCAAUGAUGAGAGUGGGAGGGAGGACCAUGGCAAAGAGGUGAGACGUAAGGAGUCCAACUCCCCUGCGCCUCCUCCAUCAGGACUGGAGCCCCCACCUCCACCUCCUCAGAAUGACAGGGACAACUCCACUGUCAAGAAGGCCAAGUCCCGCCCUCCGCCACUCAAGAGGACCUUUGAGCCUGUCGACAAGGUGAUGUCGGGGUCGUACUUCGAGGAGCGUCUGGCCGAGCUGCCGGAGUUUCGGCCCGAGGAGGUGCUGCCUUCCCCCACGCUGCAGAGUCUGGCUACCUCACCUCGAGCCAUCCUGGGGAGCUACCGCAAGAAGAGGAGGAACUCCACUGAUCUGGACUCUGCUGAUGACCCCAGCUCUCCCAGGAGGAAGAGUCGCCGGCUGUCCAGCUGCAGCUCCGAGCCCAACACGCCCAAGAGCGCCGCCAAGUGUGAGGGGGACAUCUUCACCUUCGAUAGAGCAGGAGAAUCGGAGGACAUGUUGGUGGAGCCGGGGGAGCGCGCUCCAUACUCCUCCCUGCGCCGCACUCUAGACCAGCGGCGGGCUCUCGUCAUGACACUCUUCCACGACUACGGCUUUUUCCCCUCAGCCCAGGCCACGGCUGCCUUUCAGGCCAGCCAUUCGGACAUCUUCCCCACCAAGGUGUGCCUGCAGCUGAAGAUCCGCGAGGUGCGACAGAAGAUCAUGCAGACGGCCACGCCUGGGGCCUCCGAGGGCCCGGGGCCGACCGGAGCCGACUCCGCCUCCACCCCAGGCCCGUCCAGUGCACCACUGCGAGAGGAAAGUGGGGCGGAGUCUGACGAAAGGGGGAGUGGUCACGAGGAAACCAACAACACAGGCGAAUCACAGGAUUCCACCAGAUGAAGAAGAACGACUUACAACAACAACUAGCAAUUAAUAGCGAAGAUGGAGGAGAUGAGAGACACACGAAGGGAGGAAUAUUACCUACACUUUCCCACAUAUUUACAUACAACAACACUUUUUUGUGGCAAAUUUUAGUUUCUUUCGUUUGUGGGACACAGAAAAUAUGUGGCACACUCUCUCUUAUAACACAUUCACAUCCACAGCCACACACAGUCACACACAUGCAUGCACCCACUCAAAUACACCCAAUACACACCCGAACAUGCACACACACACACACACACACACACAGCAUGCACACACACACACACACACACACACACACACACACACACACACACACACACACACACACACACAUACAAGCAAACAGACUAUACAGUCUAUAGAAAUAGACUCACUCAGCAAACAUUACCCACCGAAACUCACAAACAUUUAUGCAAGGACACAACGCAAAACACAAAAGAAAGAAUAAAAUCUAUAUCUAUAAUGUCGCCGUCGGUCAAACGGACACUCACACACAACAGGCACAAAAUGAACUUUUUGUAAAGAGCAUGACCAGGCACACACUUACUUUGUACAGUGAGGAGAGGGAUGGAGCAUCCGAGCACCAUGUAGACCGAUGGCCACACACAUACACAUGGAAAAACCACCAUCAACUUGCCACUUCUAUCUCCCCAGUCCCCCAACCUCUUCUCCACACAUCCAGCAUUGGUGGCUAAGCGUCCAGCCACCUGACCUCAGUUCCAGUGCCCUACAAUGCUGCGCCCGUGCCAGCCCCUCGACUGACCUCUGCUCAUCUUAACCAAGCCAUCGGCUCUUGCUCUCCUCAUUGGCCUGAUUGUUAUACUGAAUGGAUAAGAAUGUCUCUUCCUUGUUUUUAUUCCUUGCUUUUUGGGGGUUUUUGUACUGUUGAAGUGGACAGAAACUGGGCCCACGGUGGCUGGUUCUGUUGGAUCUAGUCACCCAGACCCAGGCAGGCGUGUAGCAGCGGUGCUGGUUCAAGUGGGAACCAGAACACUUUGGUUCCCCCAUGUUCCGUGGUUCCGGUUCCGUGUUCUGAUGAGAGAAAGGGAAGCAGCAGCGGCUCGUCUAGCAACAGCGGCAGGAAGGGAUGCAGUAGAUCAUGGCUGGCGUGUGCGUUUGCUUCUUCCCGUGGUGUUCAGAAAUAGCUGUUCUGUUAACUAGUUUUAUUUUUUUUUCUUCUAUCCCUUAAUUUCAUGUUUUCUUUCAAUUCGAACUGAACCAAACGAAAGUUUGGUUAAUCAAGACUUACUGACUUGCAACUGACCAAGCGGCCGGGUAAAGGCGGAGGAAGAGAAGACAAGGCUGUGGUGACUGCCAAAAAGCAUACACACAUACAUACACAUAUACUAAGAGCGAGUGAUAGAAUGGCACUCACAACAUGACAGAAGAGGAACGUAUGUAUAUCUUCAAAAAAGAGAGAAGAAUAGACAAAAAACAAUGACUAACUCACCAAGCUUUCCCCCAACCCCUCUUAAUCUGUCUGUAGUAUGUGCUUUGUUGUCAGCACUUGUGUCGUUCUGGUGAACCCGGUUAACCUGUGACAACAGUCCGCGUUUUUCCUGGAUGGCUGUGGUAGGCCUAUCUCUUUAUAGCACGGACUAACUUAAGUACAUACAAACACACCAACCAUUUUUUGUCUAAGCAGACUUGUGCUCUACUCCUCGCUCCGAAACAAAAAACCUCCUUUUCGAGCCUUCAUGUUAGGCUUUCCUUCCCACCCCUGCCUCUCUGACCUUGUAGUGUACGCUAUGGAUGGGGGUGCUAGUUUCUUUUAAAUAAAAAUGUUUCAGUCAGGUGUUUGCACAAUAAGUGGCCCUGUGGCCACGUUUGAAAUCAGGAAAGUAUUGUUUUUGAUAGAUAUUUAAAUUUAACCACAUCUUAGUUCCGUUCCCCCCCUUGCCCCUACCCUAUACCACCCCACCCACCCAUGCUUGCCUUUCUUUUUCCUCACUGAAGCUCCUUUUUCCUUGCUCUUAUGUUUGUUUUUAAUUCCCCCUUUCUGCCCCCAAUUCUCACCCCAAAAGCCUGGCUUCAGGGUCAGGUGAAGUUUUGUAGCUCAGGAUGGAUUACAUUAGGAUAACCCCAGGGAAUUCUGACUCUAGAACAGUGCUACAGGGCGUAUUCUCAGGAUCUAACCCUUUCACCUCCCACCCCCACCCCACACUCCCUUUCUCUGCCACUUUAUCUCAAUGGUGCAAUAGGACAGUAGAAGUGGAUAUGGUUGAUACGAUUGACAGGAUUGUGCCAUAGAUAUUCACUGUACAGUCUGAAGAGCUGUCGUAAAAAAGAAAAUGUAUAAAAAAGACAGAAAAAAUGAUGUAUAACAUCUAUGAUUUGAGUUCUGAGAAAGUAAGUAAUCCAACAGAACAAACUAAAAAAUCCAAACUAUUAAUAUAGCACUUUCUUUUUCGUCUUGUUCAGCUGAGGGAUCAUACCUGUCUCUCAGUAUUCACUUGAAUGUGUGAAAAAAUAUAUAUAUAUAUAUUUCUAUAUGUGCAUAAUAUAGAGGUGCGUGUGUGUGUGUGUGUAAACGUUUCUACAAGAAUUCAAGCAAACUUGAUUUUCCCUCACUCAAAAGCUGUCACUUCUUACUUGCCUAAUUCAGUGGCACAACUCUUAGGACUGUUACUGUAUGUGUGUGUAAAACUGACAGGUAUGUGAGAGAGCGUAAGCAAGAGAGAGAGAGAGAGAGAAAGAGAUGAUGAGAGAGAGAGAGAAUGAGAGUCAUACAGACCCUAUGAUUAGACAGAAAUUUAAAGAAUCUUGGCACUUACUAUGUCUGCAAACAUGCGCUUGCACACACACACAUGCAUACUGACACCUAUGUGUGUACACCUUACGAUUGUGUAUCCAAUAAAAUGGUCCUUACUUUGGAGAAGGAAUUUUAGAGUGAGAAAGAGUGUUAGCCCGUAAACAGGCAUGUUGACCAUGUGCAAUAUUUCUAAACAAAAUGAAUAUUGAAAAUAUUAAAGACCUAACCCAA